Molecule: messenger RNA, 618 nt
Organism: Mycotypha africana
Lineage: Eukaryota; Fungi; Mucoromycota; Mucoromycetes; Mucorales; Mycotyphaceae
Product: eukaryotic cytochrome b561-domain-containing protein
Exons: 2
Coding region: 1-618 (205 amino acids)
Molecular function (GO): transmembrane monodehydroascorbate reductase activity
Source: RefSeq, a predicted model, not a curated record
AUGAGCGUAGCUCAUGGGAGUAUUGUGUUCGGCCUCAUUUUAUUCAUUGCUCUCAUUCUAUCGGUCCUUGUUCGUCUUCCAUCGUUCAGUCUGUUUAGUUAUCAUCCUACUUUCAUGACAGCUUUUUUAGUGUGUAUAACGGAAGGUGUAGCUCUGCUGCAGCCCACACCAGCAACAGUUGAAACAAAACAAAAAGGGUUUCGAUGGCACUUGUUGGUUCAAGUGUUAGGCAGUGGCUGUUUGUUGAUUGGAUUCUUAUGUAUCUUUUAUAACAAGCAAUUACAUAACAAACCUCAUUUCCAAUCAUUCCAUGGCCAAAUGGGCUUGACUAUAUUUAUCUAUGUUUGGUUACAGGCGAUAUUUGGCGUCAUAAUGGCUCUGAUUCCUCGCUACGUGUUUGGUUCCGUUGAAAGAGGCAAGCAGUUAUGGAAAUACCAUCGAAUGACGGGAUACGUAUUACUGUUAGUGGUGUGGAUAACAGCACAAUUAGGUGUUAGAACAGAUUACAUGCUAGCUAAUUUGAUAAAUACAAAUCUACUCUACCUGCAUUGGAUUGUUCUCGUAUUGGUCAUUGCUGGAUUAUUUUAUCGUUUCCGUAUUCAUAAAAUAGGUUUCUAA